AGACUAUUGAAAGCAGCACAACGCUUCCAGCGCUCGUUCGCAACUUUUGACAGCAACAUUCCUUUACUACAACACUUCACUAUGUCCGAUACGCUGGGCGAAAGUCUUAUCCGGAAUCUUAUCAACCUGGGUUUAGAGGAGCCGUUUCUAAACCUAUCCCGCCCGGUCGCACCGAAGAGCGUCAGCUCCGAGCGGCUCACCGACGACGUCUGGCCGGCGGACACCUGGAGCCAACCCAGCAACCCCCAGUUUCCUAUUAAAGCAGACCGAUCCAUGAGUCUGACUGACACCCUCAACAGAAUGAAGCCCCAUGACGUGCCCCCACCGCCCGGAUUUCCCCCGCUGGCACCCCUGCCCUCGAACCGGUACAAGACCGAGCUGUGCCGAAGCUUUCAAGAGCACGGCAGCUGCAAAUACGGCAGCAAAUGUCAGUUCGCACACGGCGAGAGCGAGCUGCGAGGGCAGUACCGUCAUCCCAAAUACAAAACUCAAGCCUGUCGCACUUUCUACCAGUUUGGAUACUGUCCGUACGGAAGCCGCUGUCACUUCCUCCACGACAAGGAAAACUCUCUGCCGCUCGACCAGAACCCGCGUCAGCUGCGUCAAAGCGUCAGCUUCGCCGGUUUCACUCGCAGCAACUCUCCCCCGACUUUAUACGAGCCCCUGAGCUUCACCCGUGCGCCUUCGGUCUCUCCUCCUCCCGCUGAUAUCUUGUCCCCGGUCUUCAGCGACUCUUCCCGCGACAUGUUCCUCUUCAGCCGUCACAGUACCGGAGAUAUCUACAGCAACGCGCCCUUCACGCCAGAGCCUCGGUCGCGGUGUGUCUGCGGACACGGAAAUAACUUCCAGGGCUCCAGCAAUGGGCUGUACAUGAAGGAAGACCUGAGCAAAGCCAACCUGCAGCGCUUUUCCUCGGAAGACUCGCUGUCAGACCGUGAAAGUUACAGCAGCACCGGCAGCUCCAGCGGCUCCGAGUCUCCCUCCUUCGACGGCUCGAGCGGGAAGCGCCUGUCUGUUUUCACGCGGAUGUCUGUGUCUGACUGAGGAGGACUUUACCACCACUCCUUCCCAAUCAUUCAAUCAGUCAAAAAUAAUGUGCAACGAGUUUUAAUACUGUUAAUUUAUUAUAUAUAUAUAUAUAUAUAUCGCUAAAGGAGAUUAUUUUGAUACCAAGCUACCCUCCAAAGCCUAAGCAGACAUGGUUUUUAUAACGGUAUAAUAUUAGCCAUUUUCUGUGACAUUGUCUUCCAUUUGCUUUUGCUUUUCUUGCUUUUCGACGUUUUUUUUGGCAGUAAGCAUUGCAGCAAGUGCCUUAAAAUAUCAUAACCUAUGCUAGUGGCAUAAGAAGAGCUUGUGUCAAAUAUAUAUAUAUAUAUAUAUAUAUAAUGUAUGGGUGUGGCUAUAGAAUUAUGUAUGUAUAUAUAUCAUAUAUCCAGUUUGUGAAUUAGGGGGUUGACUUUUUAAAGGAAUUUCUGGCCAUUUUUGGAAGAAGUCAGUUCCCCAAAUAAUUUGCAACUUGUGUAUAUCUACCAACAAUGUGACAAAGUUAAGAAAAUGACCAUACAUUCACUCACAAAGAAUGCACUUUACAAAUCAAUACCGGGUGAAUGUUUCCAUGUAGCAUUUUAACCAAAGCAUUAUGAUGUUAGGUACCUGUUUUGUACAAGAAAACUAAGAAACAAACCUAAAAACCAUAUAUUUAUAUUGGACAAGAGCUGUCAAGUUAAUGUUUUGACAACCCUGGUUGGGUCCUUACUCAAGGAAACUUGUCUUUUAUCAGGGACUGUAACAAUACAGUAUUUCUGUAGAAUAGUUUGCUUUGUUUGCAAUGUUUUUUGUAAUUGUAUAGACCUAACUAAUAUAUUUAUUAAGUAUUUAUUGAAGGUAUAGCAAUGUAUUUUUUACUUAUUUAUCAACAUGUGUCAUGGCCUUUGAAAAAAAUCAAGAAGUGUUGACACGAAAUGAUGGAAACUAUUUCAAUUGACCAAAAUAAUGUAAUAAAUGCAAAUUGUG
Sinocyclocheilus grahami is the source of this 2013-nucleotide messenger RNA. Its product is annotated as zinc finger protein 36, C3H1 type-like 2. The transcript has 2 exons. The record is from RefSeq and is a predicted model, not a curated record. Lineage: Eukaryota; Metazoa; Chordata; Actinopteri; Cypriniformes; Cyprinidae. Bases 82 to 1044 code for a protein of 320 amino acids. Gene Ontology annotation, molecular function: metal ion binding; mRNA binding.